Molecule: messenger RNA, 948 nt
Organism: Ectocarpus sp. CCAP 1310/34
Lineage: Eukaryota; Phaeophyceae; Ectocarpales; Ectocarpaceae
Source: the annotation of a GenBank genome assembly
AUGGUCCCCUCCACCGCCGCCAUCGGCGCCUCCACUGCCGCUUCCCUUGCUCUCUUCGACUCCUCCGGAUCCACCUGAGCGGCCGCCGCGACCGCCGCCGCCGCGGCCACGACUGCUGCUGCGGCCACGGCCGCCGCCACGAUCACGACCUUGCCCCUGACUCCUACUUGAAUACUGGUCCCUGCGGCCGUCACCGUCGACGAAGUACGCUUGCUCUGCGCCCUUCGCCCCUUUUCCUUCUCCUGCUCCAGCUUGUCCCUGAUCGCCAUGUAUUCGAUCAUUACUUCCUUUAGCACACCGGUCCGCGUCAACUCCUUCGCGUGUCGCAGGUUGUGCUUUGCCAUGGCAUACUCGUCCGAAAGGGCAUCCAGGAAGAGGCGAAGGACGAACGUUUCGUUGACAGUUAGUCCUUUCUCGGUUAAGGACUUUGCGGUUUAGAGCAUCUCAUGUGGGGCGUUUUGGGUUUUUUCACCUCUAGAUAUCCUGGUCGACGUCAGGGGCUUGAGGUCCUCUGACGGCUGUACAGAUCAUUCAGGGUCGUGUAUGGUCUUGAGCUCACGAAGAGCUCCCUGGGGCGUCUCUGCCCGCUUCAUGAUUGUCCGAUCUUUUCUUUUCAACGCGUGAGACAGGAAGUUCCACGCGUGGAAUGCGAGUUCUACUUGCUCGCUCCGGUACUGCUGUGACAGCGAAAACUUGCUCUUUCUGCUGUUGACGGGGAUUUCCAGGCUCCCGCUCUCUUCAAAUUGUUCCAACAGGUUUGCGCCAUUAGUUGCCAUGCGAAAAUCAUUUAGCCAUUCGUUGAAAUCUUUCGAUUUCCCGCUGAACGGAGGAGAAGUGUACCGCACACUUUGGUACCCCGUCGCUGGGGUUGUGGCUCCGUAUCCAAAGCCAACAGCAGCACCACCAUCUCCCAUGGCACUACUAUAAUCUUGGUUGUGAGCAGCGGCU